AUGCCUUCAAACAACGCUGCAUGGCUCGUUGCCGCAAAGACGUCACCACUCGAAGUUAAAUCAGCCCCUCUCCCUGAAGUCAAAGACGGCCACAUCCUCAUCAAGAACUCAGCUGUCGCGAUUAACCCCGUCGACAUCGCAAACCAACAUGUCGGAAUCUUCAUCUCUGAGGAGCAAUACCCUGUUAUCCUCGGUGAAGAUGUCGCGGGUGUUGUAGAGGCUGUUGGCUCUGAUGUCACCGCUUUCAAGGCUGGCGAUAGAGUUCUCGGUUACGCGACCUCGCUGGCUAGCAAAGAUAAUGCGAAUAGUGCUUUCCAGGAGUAUACGGCUAUUCGCGCCGAUUGUGCUUCCAAGAUUCCUGAGGGAUUGUCGUUUGAGCAGGCUGCUGUUCUACCUCUGUCCCUCGCCACAGCGGGCUGGGCUUUGUUUGGCGAUUCUACGCUCGGAAUGAAGUUCCCUGCUGCGAACGCCGAGUCUACUGGAGAGACAGUUCUUAUUUGGGGCGGUUCAUCCAGCGUUGGUGGAUCAGCCAUCCAACUCGCCAAAGCAGCUGGUUACGAGGUCAUCAGUACCGCUUCAGCCAAAAACCACGAAUACGUCAAAAGCCUUGGCGCCGACCACGUCUUCGAAUACAACUCCCCCCACGUUACAAAAGACAUUUCCUCCCUCCUGACCAGCAAGAAGCUGGCUGGUGCAUUGGAAGCAAGCGGCAACGAAGAAGCCAUGAACAGCGCAUCCCAAUCAAUUGCUCACGGCGACGGUCUGCGCAAAGUAAUCUGCGUGCGCGGUCCUCAAUCGCAGGUCCCUGAAGUUAAGGCGCAGCCCAUUAUGUCGACGAGUAUCAUCGGUACGCCUGUUGCGAAGGCUGUGUUUGGAGAUUAUGUUCCUGCUGCGCUUGAGAGUGGCAAGUUUAAGGCUGUUCCGGAAGCGGAGGUUGUUGGAAAGGGAUUGGAGAGUGUGCAGUUGGGUAUCAAUGCUUUGGCCAAGGGUGUUUCUGCUAAGAAGAUUGUUGUUUCUCUAUAG
Molecule: messenger RNA, 1023 nt
Organism: Fusarium coffeatum
Lineage: Eukaryota; Fungi; Ascomycota; Sordariomycetes; Hypocreales; Nectriaceae
Exons: 1
Coding region: 1-1023 (340 amino acids)
Molecular function (GO): oxidoreductase activity, acting on NAD(P)H
Source: RefSeq, a predicted model, not a curated record